Messenger RNA from Fukomys damarensis (Damara mole-rat), 2766 nucleotides. It is a transcript of the gene Rassf5, whose product is annotated as Ras association domain family member 5. Bases 107 to 931 code for a protein of 274 amino acids. Lineage: Eukaryota; Metazoa; Chordata; Mammalia; Rodentia; Bathyergidae. Gene Ontology annotation, cellular component: nucleus. The record is from RefSeq and is a predicted model, not a curated record. The transcript is spliced from 5 exons. Gene Ontology annotation, biological process: signal transduction.
UGGAGGACAGUGAGGGACAGAAUCGCUGGCCUGACUCCCGCUGCAACAUGAGCUCUUCAGGGCCUCGGCCUCUGCAGAGCGGUUAGCCUGGCAGCCAAGCAAAGAGAUGAGGUGUGGGCCGCACCCCCAAGGAAGUGACUGUUGUAUGAGUCUAACCUCCACAGUAUGCAGCCGCUCACCUCAGGACAGGAAGUCACCACAGAGGAACCGAGCUGUCUGCUGUACGUGGCCAUUUUGUGCCACUCCAGGGGAGGAUGUCUGCAAGCCAGUGGAGGAGCCGCGGCGGCCGCCCACGCUGCAGGAGAUCAGGCAGAAGAUCGACAGCUACAACAGCCGCGAGAAGAACUGCCUGAGCAUGAAGCUGAGUGAAGAUGGCACCUACACAGGUUUCAUCAAAGUGCAUUUGAAGCUUCGGCGGCCAGUGACAGUGCCUGCGGGGAUCCGGCCCCAGUCCAUCUACGACGCCAUCAAAGAAGUGAACCUGGCGGCCACCACGGACAAGCGGACGUCCUUCUACCUGCCACUCGAUGCCAUCAAGCAGCUGCACAUCAGCAGCACCACCACAGUCAGUGAGGUCAUCCAGGGGCUGCUCAAGAAGUUCAUGGUUGUGGACAAUCCGCAGAAGUUUGCACUGUUUAAGCGGAUACACAAGGACGGACAAGUGCUCUUCCAGAAGCUCUCUGUCGCUGACUGCCCACUCUACCUACGCCUGCUCGCAGGGCCUGACACGGAUGUCCUCAGCUUCGUGCUCAAGGAGAACGAGACAGGAGAGGUGGAGUGGGAUGCCUUCUCCAUCCCCGAGCUCCAGAACUUCCUAACCAUCCUGGAAAAAGAAGAGCAGGACAAAAUCCAACAGGUGCAGAGGAAGUACAACAAGUUCCGACAGAAACUGGAGGAGGCCUUACGAGAAUCCCAGGGCAAACCUGGGUAACCAGUCCCACUUCCUCUGUCCCCAGUGCCCUUGGAUUUAUUUUUAUUAUUAUUAUUUGGGAACAGACACUUUUCUCAGGACAUCUCUGGUGAGUGCACUUGUGCCUGCCCAGCAACUCCAGAUGUGACACAAAGCCCCUUCUGCGGACGAGGGUUCGAGCGGGCUCCAUUCCUGCCCACCGCCCACGCUGUACCCCUCCACGGACUCUGCCCAGGAUGGAUCAGAACUUGUGCGGUGCGAAUGGUGUUGUCUUCUCCGUCUGCAGCCUUUCCCAAAAUAAAUGGCUGCUCACCAGACGGGAACCUGUUGCACCAGCCAGAGAAAGGAAAGAAGAAAGGUUUUAUAGAGCUCUGUGUUCUUUCUCUGACUUUGAUCCUUAUUCACUUUCUCUUUCAUUUUCCACUUGCAAUACCUUUAUUUAUUUACGCUGCAGCUGGUCUGAGCUCAGGCCCUGAGGCAGGGAAAUACUCAGAAGAUUGUCCCACUGUCCCAAGGAAAAUAAGUCAGUUCCUGAGCCGAUGUUCAGGGCACCCAGCUGGGGUGGCUCAGAGGUCUCCCAGGAAGCUGCGGCCUCCCUGGCCUGACCAUCUAGACCGAGCAUGUGGAAACCCAGAGCCAUGCCCCUAUGUGUGUUUGUCAGCUGCUAUUUGGUUUUGUUUGUUUGCUUUUUGCAGUUCUGGGAUCAAAUCCCGGGCCUUCACCUAAGCUGUACCCCUAGCCCUUUGUUUCUGUUGUUUUGUUUUGAGAUGACAGUGUCUCACUAAGUUAACUAAGCUCCCAGCCCUGGCUAGAAACUUGAGAUCCUCUUUGUCUGGGCCUCCCAGAGUGCUGGAACAGCUAUUUGAAGUUACAGACAUGAAGUUGGUAUUAUCAUCAUCCUCCAGUGUUUCUGCCAAGGGGCACCAGCCAUUCACCGUUUCAAAAGUCUCCCGCCGAGUCGGAAAACCAGACAGUAAGCGGAAGCAAAAAGUGCGGCAGAGAAACAUGCAAGCUGUCUCCAGCCCCUAGUGAGCAGAGCAGGGCCUGGGCUGCCUUGGUUUCCCUUUUGGCCUCCAGCACUGCUUCCCUCUGCCCCCUGGGACUGUGGCAUCUCCAGGUGCUGCCCAAGGAAUGGCCUUGAUCGCACAGGAGUCCUGUCUGUCCUCCGUGAGCCGUGGGCCUGGCCUCCCCGCUGACCUCAGUGCCUUUGUUUUCAGAGAGAGACGGGCAGGGCAUGUCGCUGCUGGCUUGCUCCUGCCGGGCAGUGGACAGUGCCGUGUGAGAGACAGGGCCGGGGGAGCCUGCACUCCACAUAGCUGAGGGCCGUGCACCUUUCCCAUCCGGGUUCCUGGGCCUCGUGGGGUCACACCACUGACAGGGAGGAUGGGCUCCGACGCUGAAUGCUGGUGCUGGUUCUUGUGUCCCCACUUCAGUGAACCACACAGUUGCAGCAAGUAGCCAGGACUGCAGGUGCGGCUUGUCACGCCAACCCGGCCCCUGACUGACCGUUUCUUUGGUGCUCUCUGCCUUCCCAAGUCCCUUGAGGGUUGGCUCGAGCCCACGCUCUUCCAUGUAGCCUCAUAUUCUCCCUGACCCCACAGGAGUGGCGACCCUCAUCCCACAAAGCGUCUUCAGGGCUACAGCCACCACCAGAGCUAGCGACUCAGAUUUCUCGGGCCGCCAGGCCCUGGAUCCCAUCUCAUGCUCAGCCUUCUCUCUCCUGCCCGUAGUGAAGGCAGCGUCCUGCAUGUGUCCGACGUGGAGAAGGCAUGGCUCCUGCUGUCAUCUCCGCGAAUGCUGCUGCGAGCCUCCCUCGAUGGGACGGCUGUUUUAUUUUUGAGAAGGAAAACAAGCAA